CUUCUUGAUAUUUGUGACAACUUCAUCGCCACAACGCCAGUAUUGAAGCAUUAGCGUUUCCAACAGUUGUGGUGAACCCUGCACUGCAUGAUGCUGUCCUCCUUUAUCAAAUUUCCGUCCAAGGCUGAAUUGUGAUGAUCGAACUCUGUUAACUGGCGCAUCACAACCGCCACUGCCAUUGUCGUUAAGAUUAUCACAUCGACGAGUUGACCGGGAAAACAACCAGAAUGGGGAGUGUUCUCGAGAAAAACUCCUCGCAAGUGAGAAAGCGUAUCGAAACGCACAAAUUUGAAGACGAAGGAGGGGAGGAAUACGAGGGUAGUGAAUUCAAUGGGUUCAACGACUAUUUCAGGCGCAAGAAGAUCAAGCUUCAAAACCUCGAUGCUGAAAUACGAGCCAACUCAGAUAAACCUCAAAUAUUCAAAGGGAUUGUUGCUCAUGUUACUGGAUAUACCCAACCACCAUUACAUGUUCUUCAUCGUGAGAUUGUGCAGCAUGGUGGUGGGUUUCUUCAAUACCUAGAUUCAAAAACAAUGGCGACUCACAUCGUUGCCUCGACGCUCCCCCCUAAGAAAUCUGUCGACUUCAGCCGGUACCGGAUCGUUAAACCGGCAUGGAUCAUAGAUUCUAUCAAGGCCGGGCAAAUUCUCCCGUGGUCUAACUAUCGGGUUCUGGACGAAGGACCAAGGCAAAAAGUUCUCAAGUUCGACGGUGGUAGCGGUCUGUCGCCGUCAACCCCUCGUUCGAAACAAGGCUACCGUGAACAAACAGAGAACAGUUUCUACGCGAACCAGUUUAAGGCAUCUUCUUUGCCUAGCCAGUCUCUAAGUCAAGUUGUUGAGAAGGCUCGGACCCCUCUUCGUCCUACAAAUGGUGCAGACACGACACCUCUAAUGGCAGAUGUCAAUAGUCUCUGCUUUAAGAAGCCAGCAACUCCCCCAGGUGUCUCUCCAAAGGAUCAACUAGUUGUGGCUUCACUGGAUUUAGAGGCAACUGAUGGCGAAAUGCUUGGACCUGAAACAGGAAUUCUUCCUGUGCCUGUAGCACAAUUCACACACCCAGACACUUCCAAGCCAAUGACAUCCGAGGAGCAUAAUGCAAUGCUAUUGUCCGAUCCCAGGCUAAGGAAGUCCUCAACGGCCAACCCGGAUUUCCUUAGACAGUUUUAUUCUGAAAGUCGACUACAUCAUCUCUCAACAUGGAAAGCCGAGCUGAAAUCGAAGAUGCAACGGCUUGCUACAGAAAAGGGUCAAUCUUGUCAAAAAGCCAAGAAGCGACUUGGCGCGAGACGAUACGUCAUGCAUGUUGACUUUGACAGCUUCUUCUGUGCGGUUUCAUUGAAGAAAAAUCCCGAGUAUAUCGAUAAGCCAGCUGUUGUCGCGCACAGCACAGGGUCAGGGUCGGAAAUUGCAAGCUGCAACUAUCCUGCACGAGAAUUUGGCGUCAAGAAUGGGAUGUGGAUGAAAUCGGCACUUGAAAUGUGUCCCGAACUGAAGGUACUGCCCUAUGAUUUUCCUGCAUACGAAGAAGCGAGCCGUCUAUUUUACGAAUCAAUCCUAGACAUUGGCGGCCUGGUGCAGAGUGUGAGUAUUGAUGAGGCUCUAGUCGACAUAACGCCAAUCGUUUUGACAAAUUCCAACUCGGAGGGCACGGGCUCUGAUGCCGAAAACACGGCUCGGGAGCAUGACAUGGCAGACAAGCUUGCAAAGGAUCUUCGCGACAAGGUCAAAUCUCUGACAGGUUGCCAUGUUUCGGUCGGCAUUGGAGCAAACAUUUUACAAGCCAAAGUGGCGCUUCGGAAAGCGAAACCUGCAGGUCAAUAUCAACUGAAAUCUGAAAAUGUCUUGCAUAUAAUGGGGGAUCUCAAAGUUGAUCAGCUUCCUGGAGUUGCCCGGAGUAUCGGUGGGAAGCUUGAGGACAUUGGUGUUACUCACGUUAAAGACCUGCGAGAAGUUUCGAAAGAGCGUCUCACGUCAAUUCUUGGACCUAAAACAGGCGAGAAACUCCGGGAAUAUGCUCGUGGUAUUGAUCGCUCAGAAGUUGGAGAGCAACCACCUCGAAAAUCCGUCUCGGCGGAAGUUAACUGGGGCAUCCGAUUCAUCAGCCAGCUGGAAGCAGAAGAAUUCGUCUGUAAUUUGUGCAAGGAACUUGAGAAAAGACUCUCGAAUGAAAAUGUCAAAGGACGUCAGUUAACGAUGAAGAUCAUGAGAAGAGCGAUAGACGCUCCUCUGGACCCUCCAAAAUCAUUAGGACACGGCAAAUGCGACACGUUCAACAAGAGCAUUACCUUCGGGGUGGCCACCAAUGAUGGGCAAGCAAUCGGCAAGGAGGCCGUUAAUAUACUACGGUCUUAUAAAUUCAGCCCGGGUGAUUUGCGUGGGCUGGGAGUACAAAUGACGAAGCUGGAACCUGUCAAAAUCAACUUUGCGGCCCCUGAUGGUAGCCAGAAAAAGUUGGCUUUCGGGACUUUUACAAAACCGUCACCAGCCAGGGAAGCUUCCUCAACGGAGCAAAUUGACGAAAUCGAGAGCCCUGGAAAACAGAGGCAGACACCGAGCCGUGAAAUUUGUCAGGAUCCUAUCGCUGAUGAUCCAUUGACACCUCGAAAGCAAAAGAUCCAUCCUGCUAUGGCAUUGACCAAGGCCAGCGACGAUGACGUGAAAGCAAAGACGCAUCUCAAUAUUUCUGGAACCCAGUUCAUCAUUCCUAGUAACGCGGACGCCACCAUCCUUGCAGAGCUUCCCAACACCAUUCGCCGUAAACUGAUGGCUCAAGGGUCACGAAUGUCAGAUAUCCACGUCGAGUCUCCUAUAACCGAAUCAAGAUCCCAGAGCCCCAUGCCAUCUGACGCAUGCCCAACUCAAGUUGAUCCGGAGGUCUUCAAUGCGUUACCGGAUGAAAUGAAGACCGAGAUCCUGGCCACUUAUGGACGAAAAACCAGGCAAACGACACCUCUCAAGUCCCCACAUAAGGAUAGUGCAAUGGAAUCGAGGAAACCCCCUACUCCAUCGAAACGCGGUCGACCACGGGGGUUGUUUGGCAAAGCUCAGCGGCAACGGGAUGCCCAAGCUGGUCUUUUACAAACCAACUUCCGUUCGCUGAAUCAAGUUGGCGACGCCUUCGAGGAUGAAGAUAUUGAAGAGCUGGAUCCAGAAUUUCUCGCCGAGCUACCUGAAGAAAUGCGAAAAGAGGUCAUUGAGCAACAUAGAAAGCGUCAGAGAGCCAGAGAGACAAGCCUGGAGACACCUUUGCGUAGGAACAGCACGCCCAAUCCUGAAGGGUUAUUGCCAGGUGGCCAGUGUAGAAUCCAAUUUCCUGUAGUGCCACGCAAGAUCUCAUUUUCUACCUCAGGAGUUACCUCAACGCGGGAGAUUAAAGAUAUGAUAGAUGCUUGGCAUUCAGAAACAAGAAGGUUGGGCCCGCACCGCCGGGACUUAGCGGUUCUGGAAGAUUUUCUAGUGAAGGUCAUCCAGGAAGAACGCGAUUUGGAAAAAGCAACCAAGUUGGUCAAGUGGUUGGAUGUGAUAGUUGAACAGGAUGGUAGAAAAGGGCGAGGACAGGAGGUUUGGCGACGAUCGGUGGAAGCUAUCAAAGUGAUUGUGCAAGAUGCUGUAAAGCAACUAGGCAUGGCUCCAUUGAAACUCUGAAAACGUUGGUUGCACACAGGAAACUCUGACACCAUAGAUUAUAAUCAUAUACCCCCUUUUCAUUUAA
This is a messenger RNA of Fusarium oxysporum Fo47, 3714 nucleotides long. RefSeq lists its product as uncharacterized. Gene Ontology annotation, biological process: error-prone translesion synthesis; error-free translesion synthesis. Bases 228 to 3647 code for a protein of 1139 amino acids. The transcript is spliced from 2 exons. The record is from RefSeq and is a predicted model, not a curated record. NCBI's taxonomy places the organism in Eukaryota, Fungi, Ascomycota, Sordariomycetes, Hypocreales, Nectriaceae. Gene Ontology annotation, cellular component: nucleus. Gene Ontology annotation, molecular function: deoxycytidyl transferase activity; DNA-directed DNA polymerase activity; damaged DNA binding.